Messenger RNA from Adineta steineri, 2367 nucleotides. The record is from the annotation of a GenBank genome assembly. NCBI's taxonomy places the organism in Eukaryota, Metazoa, Rotifera, Eurotatoria, Adinetida, Adinetidae.
AUGUCUGUUAUUUGUACUAAUGAAGAUAAUCAAACAUCUGAAAUAAAAGAUGAAGAAUCUAUCGAAAAUUCUACUAAUACACCAACACAUUUUCAUGAGCUGAUUAAAACACAAAAAAUAUCAAUCGAAAAUAAAAAAGAUGAGAUUGAAAUCACACUGAAAAAUUUUAGAAAGACAAAUAUUGAUUGGAAUAGUAUGUCCGAUUAUAUUAAUAAUGAUUUUGAUCAAUUUUGUGAAUUGAAAUUACAUAUUAUUGAUAAAGAAGAUAAUAUUAAUAAUUUGAUUGAAUCUGAAUUUGGCAAACUAAUCAACGUUGUAAGAGAUCAUCCAACAUUACAAAAUAUGUUGAUUAGCUUUGAGCCCGUUAAUACCAAUAAGACUCAUGUCUUAUUCAAAGGACUCAAAGACAAUUGGUCCAUUAAACAUUUAACCAUAAAUUCAUCAGACUUCAAUUUGCAAACAGCACGUGCAUGUGCACAAAUUCUUGCAAACAAUCAAUGGUUACUUUCUCUUACCAUGGAAAUCUUUUGUGGAUCGGGUUUUGAUCGAGAUUGUGGGAAUUUUUAUUAUCCGGUUACUAAUGAAUGUGUUGUCGAACUAGGUCGCUCGCUACAGAAAACUGCUCUUGAACGACUUAUAGUUCAAAAGAUUAGUGAGGAAGGUUUCGAAGUUCUUGCAUCAUAUCUACCAGUUACACUGAUUCAUCUCGAUUUGCAUGGUAAUAACAUGCAAUUUUCUAGUAUUCCUAUCUUAAAUUCGUAUCUUACAUCAAAUGGUCAUGGUCUUAAAGAACUAAUUCUCAAUGAUAGUUUUCCAAUAGAAGAUCUGCCAGAAGAAAUAUUAUCAUCAUCGAUGAUUCAGGCCGCAAAAAGUUCGAGUGUGGAAGCGCAGAUUUUGCGAAAAGAUUCAUAUCCCUCAAUAGCGAUGUGGCAAAUGAACGAUCGUCAAUGGUCCCUCUUGAUGAAGGAGUUAACCAAAGAUGAUACGCAUAUUCGUAAACUGAAUCUGUCGGGUCCAAGUCAGUUGGAUGAAAAAACUCGAUUGAAUUAUUUUAGAGUUAUAUUGGGUAAACAGUCUCGAUUGACAAAUUUAACAAUCGGAAGUUUCGAAGAUGAAUUAAUACAAAUUGAAUUAUUUCGAAUAAUGAAAGAAAAUAAAUCCAUUACUGAACUUGAAAUCGGCUUGGAAAUGGGUCCAAAAGUUCUUCGUGAGUUAGUAGAUCUUCUUAAAAUUAAAAAUAAUUUUACUUCAUUGUCCGUACACAAUAAAUUGGGAGUUUAUGAUGAUGACAUCAUCGCGUUGGCAAAUAGUUUAACAUCCAUUGUUGUUCUGCAACAUUUUCGUAUACAAUGUUACAGUUAUAUCGGUGAUACUGGCUUUCAAGUUCUUCUCUCUUGCUUACCUCAGUCAAUCUGCCGAUUAAUAUUACCACAUUGUCUAGUUACAGAAAAAAGUUUACCUUUUCUCUUUGAUUUUAUUAAAACUCAUCCUAAUUUACAAGAAGUUUCCAUUGAAGAAAAUGGAAUAAGUAACGCUUCAUCUCAUAUCAAUGUACCUGAUUUACUAGAAAAAAUCUCUCAAAUUACCAAUGAAAAUGGUUGUAUUUUUAAGUUGAACAUUAAUAAUAAGGUUAAAGAAACGUUAACCAAGUCAACUAAUGGUCAUAUUAAUUUAAGUUUUGCUUAUUUACAAGAUAAUCAUAUACUUGAAUUAUGUCAUGGAAUACAGGAGAACCUCAAUCAGGAUUGGUUUUUAAACUUAGAUUACAACAGCGAUAUCUCACACGUUGGAUAUUCGUAUUUAGCAAAUAUUCUGUCAUCUUCAGUCCCUGUUCGUGAACUAUCUCUUCAUCUUAAUAACAUGAAUGAAGAAGCAAAAAAAACUCUUUUUCAUGCUUUAUCCGAUAAUAAGACACUGAGAAAAGUGAUCUUAAAUGGAAAUAAGAUUACUGUUGAAGAUAUGGAAUAUAUUGGACAUUUUAUACAGAACAAUCCUAUGCUUACAGAAAUUCAACUUUCUCAAUGUACCAUCAAUUCUAAUGAUGCUGUUCAUUUAGCCAAAUUUUUAUCUGAAAGUAAUUUAGAAAAACUAGACUUUUCCAUCAAUUCACUUGGCGAUCUUGACUGUGCAGCUAUUCUUUCUUCUAUUCCUCCGACAUUAACCGAUUUAUCAUUUCGCAUCAACCAAAUAACUCAAUCAAGUUUCUACACAAUUCUCAAUUUUCUCAAGAAAAAUCAAACAUUAAAAAGACUUGACUUACGUGAAAAUCCAAGUUAUGAUCGAUAUCUAUCAGAAGAAAGAACUGAUAUUUAUAAAGAACAAUUAAAUGAAGUAGCAAAACAAAAUGGCAUUUGUAAACUUAUUUAA